Molecule: messenger RNA, 2415 nt
Organism: Colletotrichum graminicola M1.001
Lineage: Eukaryota; Fungi; Ascomycota; Sordariomycetes; Glomerellales; Glomerellaceae
Product: transcription initiation factor TFIID subunit A
Exons: 2
Coding region: 1-2415 (804 amino acids)
Biological process (GO): RNA polymerase II preinitiation complex assembly; DNA-templated transcription initiation
Cellular component (GO): SLIK (SAGA-like) complex; transcription factor TFIID complex; SAGA complex
Molecular function (GO): TBP-class protein binding; DNA binding; protein heterodimerization activity
Source: RefSeq, a predicted model, not a curated record
AUGAACAAUCAGGGCCAGUCUGCCCAGACGAACCCCAUGGCCGGCCAAGUCGUGCCUGGCGCGCGACAGCCGCCCAUGUACCGACCGGAGAUGAUGCGAAACCUUCCGAUCCUAAAUGACGAAGAGAAAGCCAAGUACGAGAGGGGCCUCCGCCAGUUAUGGAAUCACUACGAGACACACCCCGAGGAAUCUGCACAGCACCAGGACGCCAAGAAAAAGAUUCAGGACUUCACCAAGAUGCUGAUCAAUAAGCUUCAGCAGAGGAGGAUGCAGGUCCAGCAACAGCAGCAGGCCCAACAGCAGGCUCAGCAGCAGCAGCAGCAGCAGCAGCAGCAGCAGCAAGGCCAACCAGCUGCCCAGCAGCAACAGAGCCAGCCUGCGCAGGCACCCGCUCCAGCACAACAAACCCAGCAGCAGCCGCAGACUGCGGCCGCCAAUCAAGGCAAUGCCGGAGGUAUUGCCGUCAAGUCGGAACCAAAGACCGAGAGCAACCCUUCAACGACUGCAGAGCCUACUCAAGCGCCGACUUCAGCGCCUGCCCCAGCGCCGGCGCCAACUUCCGCCGCGCCCCAACAGGCGCCCCAGACGACGCAAUUUCCGGACCAUAUCCUUGCGCACAUCCGACAGAUGACGUUCAACCCGCCUCAAGGGAUCCUCGAUAAGGGACAAGAGAGCGCGCUCCGAUGGUCAAAUGACUUCAAGGCAAAGUACCUACGCGCCCUAAUGCAGAUGGACCAGCAGGGGACCCAGAUGAAGAGGAUCGAUGCGCACAUCAAGAACCAACAGGAAAAGGGUGUGCUCGGUGCAGAUGAACAGAAACAACUUCAGAUAAGAAGGGACCAUGCCCAGAAGAUGUACAAUGAGGCGCACAGCUUUGUGACCAACUUCCGCAAGAGCCAGGAGGGCAUUAAUAAGGCAAGAGCGGCCGUUGCAGCUGCUGCGGCAGCGGGGCAAACGGCGGCGUCGGCUGCGGCAAGUGCGGCCGCUGCGACCCCACGACCUCCUUCCCAGCAGCAACAACACCAGGCACCCCAGACGCAGCCGCAACAACUACAAAACCAGCAGCAGCAGCAGAACAGCCCGGCUCUCACAACAUCGCAGCCUCCGUCGACGCAGCCUGCUGGGGGUCAAGCAAGCCCAGCCCCGACCACGCAAGGCACUCCCGCUCUACAGAACGCGCAGAAUCCCACGACCGCAGUCAACGCUGCGAUUGAGGCGGCAAAGAACCAGCAGAUGGCCGCCGCAGCUGCUGGUCGCGGCACCCCCCCUCAGCAACAGCAGCAGUUGUCUCAACAGCAGCAGCAACAACAUCAACAACAGGCCCAACAACAACAACUUCAGCAGCAGCAGCAGCAGCAGCAGGCACAGGCACAGGCACAAGCGCAGGCACAACAGCAACACCAGCAGCAACAGGCCCAAGCACAGGCAGCAGCUCAAGGCCAAAAUUCCACUCCCUCGGCCCAAGCCCCGACCACUACUCAGCCUGCCCAGGCACAAUCUGGCAUGGCUUCCGCACCGCAGCAAACCAUGCCGCAAGGCCAGCAUCACCCUCCCCCUGUUAAUACUGUCAUAGCUUCUGUCUCUGCAGGUGGUGGGCUUCCUUCAGCUGGCACUCCUACCCAGCGUGUUGCGACUCCCCAAUCAGCCGUUCCUCCCGGUCCCGGCCAAGCCCUCAGCCAUUCCGCCGCCGUCUCGCGCGCCAAUCAGCGUAUGAACUCGCAGACCUCGACCAUGCCCGUCCAGCAGCAGCAGCAGCAGCAGCAGGCCACCGGCACACCCGGCUCGGCUGGCGCUCAUGCCCAAGUCGUCAUGGGAUCCGGUGCCGUUCCGCACCAACAGGCGCAUCCUACCCAGCCGACCCAGACGCUGCAAUCCAAGCUCCCAAUCCCCAAGCAGCUCCCGGAGAAAGCCACUGCAGUCCCUCAACCAGUCGCCAUGUCUGGUGGCGCCGGCGCUGGCCGUCCUACCUACACAGGUGGUGGCGGCAUUGCCGGAGGCGUCAUGGGACAGCCCGCGAUGGCCAAGAUCCCCGCUUAUGUCCAUGAGGCUGAGGGCGACCAUGUUCUGAGCAAGAAGAAGCUGGACGAACUUGUGCGGCAGGUCUGUGGUGGCAAUGCCGAGGGCCAGGAGGUCAACAUGCUGACCCCUGAGGUCGAAGAGAGCGUUUUGGCCAUGGCCGACAGCUUCGUUGACAACGUCCUUGAGACGGCCUGCCGCAAUGCAAAGGAGCGAGGAUCCAAAGUUCUCGAGAUCCGCGACAUCCAACUUGUCCUCGAACGCACCUACAAUAUCCGCGUUCCCGGCUACUCGUCCGAUGAGCUGCGCACCGUCCGCAAGAUUCAGCCUUCGACCGCUUGGAUCACCAAGAUGAGCGCUAUCCAGGCUGCCAAGGUCACCUCUGGCAAGGGCGAGUAG